CGAAUCGAUGAGAAAGCCUACAAGCCCUCUUUUCUUUUGGCUAACAACAAUUCUCUUCUGAUUCUCUUCUUUUAUCCAAAAACCUAGAAGUUCGUCUUCUCAAAAUAAAGCUUAAUGAUGGGAAGAGGAGGAGGAAGAGAUAGACUUCGUAGGGAUCAUUAUUCAAGAUCUACAGAGAAAUCUCAUUCCGGGAGGGCCAAUAUUAACCCUCCUCCUCCAUCCCGACGUCUUUGGGUUGGAAAUUUGUCUCAUCACGUAACCGAAACUGAACUUUCUGAGCAAUUCUUGAGAUUUGGAGAAGUUGAAAGUAUUGUUUUUCACCCUGGUCGUAGUUAUGCGUUUGUUAAUUUCAUGAAUGAUGAAGAUGCAUUAAUUGCAGUUACAGCACUUCAAGGGUUUGUUCUUGCUGGCUCCCCAAUUAAAAUCGAGUUCGCUAAGGCGGAGAGGUCAUCACGGGAUGAGAAGACUCCAACGCGGCGUCUUGAAAACUCAUCUGUAGAACAAGAAAGCUCAUUCUCUUGGAAAGACUCAAGAACACAUCAUUCCAUUCCAGAUCCAUCUUUUCUUGACAGUAACUCUAGGAUGGGGGAUAAGAACGCCAGACCCAGUGAGGUCUUAUGGAUAGGGUUUCCAGCUUCACUGAAUGUGGAGGAGACAAUCUUAAGGAGGACUUUUUCACCAUUCGGUGAGAUCGUGAAAAUUACUGCAUUUCCUGGACGCAGUUAUGCCUUUGUACAGUUCGCAACAGUAGCGGCAGCUCGCCUAGCUAAAGAAACCCUCCAGGGGAAGUUGUUUAAUAAUCCUCGUGUAAGUAUUUGCUUUGCAAGGAGUGAAGUCAGCCCAUCUGAGCAUUAUAGAAACUCUGUAAGUGAGCCCUUCUCUCCGCAUUCCAGUUAUCGGCAGGAUUAUUUACAUGGGAAUUCAACAGGGCCAACCCACAGAGGAUCUCCUCAUAUUACUUCUCAUUUUGAGUCUGGUGAUUCUGGUUUUAUUGGGUUUGAUAGGAAAAAUACUUUACAGAAUGGUGGAAGUAGAGACUACGAGCAGAUGAGCUUGCAUGAACCAGGAUCACGGUUUGGAUUUUCUGAAACAAUGUAUAAACAUUAUACAAGUAGUCCUUCAAGGGAGACAUUUCAUCUAAUGAAUUCAUCUCCAAAAAGAUUUGUACCUUUUGAAGAUCCUGCGUAUUUGCAAGAUGAUGCUUUUCUCUACCAAGAAACAAAGAAGCAAAAGAUGGGGUUAUACCCUUCUGAUGAAAACCGUCCAGGUUAUCCUUUGUCUGGCCCUCCCGGGGAAUACAUGGAUUUCCCGGAACACGAGAGUUAUGAAGAAACAGAUGAUCAUUGGAGAACUCCUUAUGAAAGCUUUGCAGCACGUUCUGGUUCUUUGCCAAUAAACCCUGUUAAGCGACGGACUCUUAUUCCUGAAUGGCGUCAGCGUCCUUUGAAGGAUGAGUGGAAGUGGGAGGGAACAAUAGCAAAGGGUGGUACUCCUGUCUGUCGUGCUCGCUGCUUUCCUGUUGGAAAGGUGCUGGACUUCAUGUUGCCCGAGUUCAUAGAUUGCACUGCCAGAACAGGCCUUGAUAUGCUUGCGAAGCAUUUCUAUCAAGCAGUUAGCAGUUGGGUGGUCUUCUUUGUCCCUGAAUCUGACGCUGAUAUAGCAUUAUAUAAUGAAUUCUUGCAGUAUUUGGGUGAAAAAGAGCGAGCCGCAGUAGCUAAAUUAGGUGAGAAAACCACUUUAUUUCUUGUACCACCAUCAGAUUUUUCCGAGAAAGUCUUGAAAGUGCCAGGGAAAUUGAGCAUUUCUGGUGUCAUCUUAAAGUUUCAUGCCCCGGAUUCUGAUCUUCGGUCUACUCAUAACCCACCGGAAGCAACGGAAUCAAAGGUCCAAUCUUUCCCUGAAAAUCUUUCAUACAUGAAAACUGUAUCACCGGACCUAAGAACCCCUUCACAUUGUCAAAGUGAGACCUACAAGAAUUCAUUUUCUGAAGGGUUUCCUGCAUUCCCUUCGGUACCCACUUCAAAACAACCAGAAAACAAAGAUACCCCACAUGCAGGUAAUAUUCCACGACCAGACUCAUCGACAUCUUAUUCUGGUUCAGUACGAUUAUCUGGAAGAGCAUCUGAGUUACUCAAUGAAAAUAGCUAUUAUAAUCCGUAUCAACCUGGAAACCCUACUUUGCAGUCCGGUGGAUCUCCUCCCAUUAUUUGGAAUAUGAACACAGGGAAUGGAAAUGUAUCACCUCAUUUGCCCGAAAGUGCUCUUCGUCGGUCUAAUGAUUCUGUCUCACAGGAUUUUUAUCCCUCGAAGCCUGUGGUUACAAAAGAAACAGCCUUAAACCGAUAUACACCUGCAGUUUCAGAUAUAAAUUUAUCCAGUUCCAGCAAUUAUUCCUACCCGGAAAGAGCAUUAAACCAGGUUUCAUCUGUUCCGUCACUGCAGCCUGAGCAGUUAGCUCAGUUAGCAUCUCUUCUUGGACAAAGGCAGCAUACAAAUAGUGGUUCUGCUUUAUCAUUACAGGAAGAUCUUAAACUUUCUGGUAUAAUAAAUCAACAAGGGGUUAGUUUCGAGUCAUCAGAGAAAUCAACUUCCCAAAAUCAGGGAUCUGCUUCAGGCACUUUAGCAUCACAGUUUACUCAAGAUCAUCAGAGACUUCAGAUGUCAAAUGCUGCUACAGUUUCUCAAACAAAUCUAACCGAACCACAGAGAGAGGCUCCUGAGUGGCAGGGGAAUCCAUCAUCUCAGAGCAAUAUUGGUGCCGAAGAAGAAUCAGAAUCAAACCCGCAGAAACGCCUUCAGGCAACAUUGCAGUUGGCAGCAACCCUUCUUCAGCAGAUCCAACAAAAAUCAAAAGGCCCGUUACCAACGUAGUGUGAAAAUUAUCAACUAAUUUCCUUUUUUGGUUCUUUUGUUUUGUUCCGUGUAAGCGGGACAUAGAGGAAUGUGUAUGUGUUUUGGUUGGACAUUACAAUGGCGUGAAGCUUAUAUAUAUCAGGAGUGAAGGAAAUUUCAGUGUUUGCUUUCUCUUUU
Messenger RNA from Papaver somniferum (opium poppy), 3030 nucleotides. RefSeq names its product flowering time control protein FPA-like. The transcript has 4 exons. The record is from RefSeq and is a predicted model, not a curated record. Lineage: Eukaryota; Viridiplantae; Streptophyta; Magnoliopsida; Ranunculales; Papaveraceae. The coding region runs from base 115 to 2871 and encodes 918 amino acids. Gene Ontology annotation, molecular function: RNA binding.